UCCCUCUCUCGAUCGAUAGAAGGUUCCGAAUCAGAAAGAGAUCGACGGAGCACCAAAUCUUUCUUUCUCAGCAUCAUCAUUGCCUCAAAAGUUCUGCAUCAGGUUUUGCGGAUAUCGGAGAAGAACGAAGGAACAAAAAGAAAGAGAUCGACGGAGUUCACCAGACCUUUUCGUUCUCAGCAUCGCCAUUGUUCUACGUCAGGUCUUGUUGAUAUCGAAGAAGUACGAAAGAACAAAAUGCGACGAGAUGGGCGGGGUUCAUCAGCUAAGCAUGGAAACAUCCGGAAGAUCACUUGGAGGAUCAAAGCCGAGCGGUAUCAGAGCCAACGAGCGCAUCCGUUUGAUAUGUUACAAGAAGAAAAUGAAAAUCUCCUUGAUAAGGUUCGCUGUCUACUAUACAAGAAGAAACUUUCUGCACCCAAAUCCAUAGUCAUGGAGAGAUUGGCAGUAGCAGAUGGAGCAAUCAAGGAGAUGCGCAAUGGGGGAGAAACGAAAGUGCUUGUCGACUCUUUGACGAUGCCCAUCCUUCCAAUGAAAGGAGCAAACAAGGAUUCUCGAUACAAAGAACAAGAAUUAGGAUACCUAGCUGUAGGCAGCAGAAUAACUACCGAUGAUCCAAAAAUUGGUGAAAGUAAGAGCCCAGUAGCAGAUGAAGUUGGCCAUCUGAGGUAUGUCUAUUUUCCCUUCCUCAUACUUGCUCAGGUUCUAUUGCCUUCAACCAGACUGGGACUCCUGAGAUGGAAUGAGAGAGGGUUCACAGUGUGCACGACAGUUAAGCAUGGUGGACUGGAAGGAUGCAGCUGUCAGCUCAGAAAGCUGCCUUAGAAAUCGAGACCAAAGAGGCUGUGCGAAUUCUUCAAAGUGGUGAUUCAGAAGAUUUACCUGAAAUAGUGGAGGGGCAAACAAGUUCCUAUGAUAAUAUUACAGAAACAGAAGGAACACAAGAUGGUUAUGAUGAUAACAAAAUUGCAGAUGUAUACUUGCAAAGGGCAUUAUCUGUUCUUCUUGAUG
Molecule: messenger RNA, 1011 nt
Organism: Nymphaea colorata (pocket water lily)
Lineage: Eukaryota; Viridiplantae; Streptophyta; Magnoliopsida; Nymphaeales; Nymphaeaceae
Exons: 6
Coding region: 238-825 (195 amino acids)
Source: RefSeq, a predicted model, not a curated record